This is a messenger RNA of Hydatigera taeniaeformis, 462 nucleotides long. Lineage: Eukaryota; Metazoa; Platyhelminthes; Cestoda; Cyclophyllidea; Taeniidae. The record is from the annotation of a GenBank genome assembly.
AUGCAACGUACAAACAACCUUUCUGUCAGCCUCGCCUCUGCUUACGAUAGUCAGAGAGGAGCGAUGCGGAGUCCUCACUCGCACGCAACUGAUUGGUCAGUGGAUGGCACACGCCAAACUCAGCACUCACGCAUUCUCACUCCCCAUGUGGAGAUGCUGGCUGCUCCACCCCAAUCGAACAGCCUCCAAUGUGACCUAAUGCAGUGGCGCCACCUCGCCUCGCAUCCACACAAGCACGGAUGGAGAGUCAUAAUCCUCCUCCUCAUCUUCCUCUUCCUCCUCUUCCUCUUCCUCUACCUCUUCUCCGUCGACCCCGAUCAAUCCAUUUCCAAGUCCAACGACUUUCACUCUGUAGGGUGUGCUCGGAGCCAAGCCAUUAAUGGUAACUUCACCAUCGUCUACGUUGGCCAUUGCACUGAAAGUGCUAGUAGAGUCUGGCAAUGGUACCGCAACAGCUAUUAA